UCUCCCUUCACCCCGUUUACCAUCACAGGAGUUUCUUCAAGGCUUCAGUGAGCGUCGGACUGCAGAGAUACAGAGAGAGAGAGAGAACGGAUGUUAGCUCAUUACUUCUGCUGUUAUCCGAGAGCGUUUAAUCCUUUCUAAACACUGUUCUCGCUGCUGCUCUUCACCUGCCGUCUGGACUCUUGCUUUUUCAUGCUCGGCAAUUUGUGCCUGAUGCACCAACAUUCAUAAAGCUCCAAGACUACAAAUAUUGAAGUACUGCAGUAUCAUGACCAGGAAGGUGUUCACCAACACACGCGAGCGCUGGCGCCAACAUAAUGUCAACACAGCCUUUGCAGAGCUGCGGAAACUCAUUCCUACGCACCCGCCGGAGAAAAAGCUCAGCAAGAAUGAGAUCCUGCGACUGGCCAUGCGCUAUAUUAAUUUCCUUGUGACUCUGCUGGAGAGUCAAGGGGGCGAACCCUCCGCUCAUUCUCAAGCAGCUCUCCUGACACUGCUCACGGGGAACAUGCAGAACCUGCGCACUGACCGCACCUGGACCAGCGACACCGACGCGCCCUCACCCGGCUCCAGCUGCGACAGCUCAGAGGCCUGGUAGAACUGAACCAACUUGAGCUUCUGAAGAAGGGAGAAUUCCGUUAGAGUGAGAUUGGAACAAUUUACAAAGUUCCAUCACCAUGGAGAUGGAUUCCGGAAUGUUAAAUUUCUGUAUAUGACAUCAUAAUCGCUCAUCUCUUCCAUUCUAUUUUGGAACGAAUGGAAAUCCGGAGACGGUGCUUUUAAAUUGCUGUCAUGUGUUACAGAUUGGAAAUUACUAUUCCUAACAUACAGUGUGCAUCGUCAAGGAUGCACUUUGGAAGCAUCUCAACUUUUUAAAUAUCAAGGCAAGACACUGCAGGUGAAUAGGGUUAAAAUAUUGGACUAUAUUACCAUACUUCCCCAAUUGAUUAAUUGCGUUUAAGGGAUAGUUCACCCCGAAAUGAAAACUCACAAUUAUUAUUCUUCAUCUUAUGGACGUCAAUGGGUGCUAGCAACUAGGGCUGUGCCAAUAAACAAUAUUAUAUCGAGUCGCGAUAGAAUUAAUGUACACAACGAUGAUAAGCUCUGGACUAUUUUACUCUGUACUGAUCUAAAAGCCAAUCACACAGCAGAAAUGUGCAACAAUGCUAAUCUGAAAGUGUUUUAAGAUUAGAAAUGUACCGAAUGUUCGGCCAACGAAAAUGUAUCGGAAAUAUGUUAUGCCAUUUAAUGGACCCUCUAAUUUUAGUGGCUUCAGUCAUUGUUGGAGUACUCUUUUAAAUCUGGAAGCAUUACCAGCUGAUAUAUUGAUAUUGAAAUAAAUAUCGUUAUCGUUCGAUAUGGAAAAUAAUUAUCGAGAUUGCAUUUGUACCAUAUCGGCCAGUUCUACUAGCACUUCUUCAAAAUAUAUUGUGUAUAUAGAGUUCAACAAAAGAAAGAAACUCAUAAAGGUUUAAAACUACAUGAGAGAGAGUAAUAGAUGAGGUAAUUUUCGUUUUUAGGUGAACUAUCCCUUUAAGAAUUACAACAUUUUUUGUACGACAAGAGGAGGCUUUACUUAAUUAAAUAUGCACUCAUUUGCAUACAAUUCUAGCACACAAAAAACGAAAUUCUUGUGUAAAUAUGCUAAUUAUGUAUGAGCAGUUUUCUUUGUCGGAACCUUCAGAUUAAUGACAUGAAUUUAACUGCAUGUAAGUGUUGCUCAAGUGCACAUUUACGGCUCAACGCAUGCAGGACAAAGAAAAUGCCUUAAUAUACAGUUGAAGUCAGAAUUAUUAGCCCCCCUUUGAUUUUUUUUUUUUCUUUUUAAAAUAUUUCCCAAAUGAUGUUUAACUAAGCAAGGAAAUGUUUACAGUAUGUCUGAUAAUAUUUUUUCUUCUGGAGAAAGUCUUAUUUGUUUUAUUUCUACCAGAAUAAAAGUGGAAAAUUUAAUUUUUUUGAACAUCAUUUUAAGGUCAGAAUUAUUAGCCCCUUUAAGCUAUAUUUUUUUCGAUAGUCUACAGAACAAACCAUCAUUAUACAAUAACUUGCCUAAUCACCCUAACCUGCCUAGUUAACCUAAUUAACCUAGUUAAGCCUUUAAAUGUCACUUUAAGCUGUAUAGAAGUGUCUUGAAAAAUAUCUAGUCAAAUAUUGUUUACUGUCAACAUGACAAAGAUAAAAUAAAUCAGUUAUUAGAGAUGAGUUAUUAAAACUCUUAUGGUUAGAAAUGUGGUGAAUAAUCUUCUCUGUUAAACAGAAAUUGGAAAAGAAAAAUAAACAGGGGGGCGAAUAAUUUAGGGGGCUAAUUAUUCUGACUUCAACUGUAUGUAUUAUAAUUGAAAUCUCCAGACAUAAAUUGAAAAAAUAUGACAAAAGAAAAACUUAAGAGUUUAUUUUCUUUACAGUAGACUCAAAAAUAAAAGCACUUUAUGAAAGUCCAAGAUUGACCGAUGCAUAAUGAAAGGUGUUUUUGGCUGCGGUGUCUUGCCAUCAUGUAAUUUAAUUUCCUUAACACACAAGAAUGUUUUGUUUGAGGUUGAAGGCGACCUCAGAUUUAUAAUUUAUGUGAUAAAGUUUUUAUUUAAUAUUUAUGUUAUGAAUAUGGAUUCAGCUCAUGCAGAUUAGUUGUACAUUAAAUUGUAAUUUAUUGAAUGGAAAUAUUGUCAUUGUUUAAACUGCUCUGCGUUAACAAGUAUAAAACGUGUUUUGCCAAAGAUUAUUUUUGUGCAUUCGUCAUUGGAGUUGUAGAAUCUUUUUGUUCCUAUCAGAUAAUUGUGAUAACUGAAAAUGAUUAUUUAUUGUAUUUAAUUUAUU
Danio aesculapii is the source of this 2814-nucleotide messenger RNA. It is a transcript of the gene tal2, whose product is annotated as T-cell acute lymphocytic leukemia 2. Gene Ontology annotation, molecular function: DNA-binding transcription factor activity, RNA polymerase II-specific; RNA polymerase II cis-regulatory region sequence-specific DNA binding; protein dimerization activity. The coding region runs from base 269 to 598 and encodes 109 amino acids. Lineage: Eukaryota; Metazoa; Chordata; Actinopteri; Cypriniformes; Danionidae. Gene Ontology annotation, biological process: regulation of transcription by RNA polymerase II. The record is from RefSeq and is a predicted model, not a curated record. The transcript is spliced from 2 exons.